UCCCGUAAAUGAGCGGUAAUAGAAGGCCGGUAUCGCAAUAAAUGGUGGAAAACGAGCAUCAAGAAGAUUCUACAGAGAGAAAUUAGCAGAAACAUGACAAAACCUAAUCAGUUUUCUGCGUGUCAUUGGUUCCUGUCUCUCCUCUCUCUUCUUUGCUACCCACACCACACACACACUCUGGAUCUGGAAUAACAACUACGUUUUGCGACAUCGAUUAUUUAGUUCCCAAAACCCUGAAACCCAGAUGGCUUCUAUAACAUAUCUCUUUCAUUCUCCAACCUUAAUUUCUUCUUCUUCACCAUCUUCUUCUUGGCCUUCCUCCACCAAAUAUAUUCUGCCCACUAAAACUUUCUCUUCUCAAUCUUCAAUAGGGCGUGCUUCGCUUCUUAAUGAUGAACAAUGUCGAAGGGGAAGAAGUCUUGUUCUGAGGUCAGCCAUGGAUGGAGUCUCUGUUCUUGACCCACCUCCUCCUCCUCCUCCUUCUGAUGAAUUUGAAGCCAAGAGUGAACUCCUUGCUUCCUUGAAGCUCAAGUUGCUGAGUGCUGUGUCUGGGCUGAAUAGAGGCCUUGCUGCAAACACAGAUGAUCUACAAAAGGCUGACGCUGCUGCCAAAGAGCUUGAAGCUGUUGGAGGACCUUUAGAUCUCUCAGUCGAAAUCGAUAAACUGCAAGGGCGUUGGAAAUUGCUAUACAGCAGUGCAUUCUCAUCUCGUACUUUAGGGGGGAGUCGCCCUGGACCUCCAACUGGAAGGCUACUUCCCAUUACUCUGGGCCAGGUCUUUCAACGAAUUGAUGUCUUGAGUAAAGAUUUUGAUAAUAUAGUUGAACUUGAAUUGGGUGCUCCAUGGCCGCUGCCUCCUGUUGAAGUAACAGCCACAUUAGCCCACAAAUUUGAACUUAUAGGAUCUUCAAAGAUUAAAAUAACAUUUGAAAAAACAACUGUAAAGACAACCGGAAACUUAUCACAACUUCCACCGCUGGAGAUUCCUCGGCUUCCAGAUGCAUUAAGGUCUCCAUCUAAUCCAGGAAGUGGUGAAUUUGAAGUUACCUACCUUGACAGUGAUACCCGCAUAACCAGAGGAGAAAGAGGAGAGCUCAGGGUUUUUGUGAUCUCUUAAUGUUUUCGCAUAUGCAGAGUGUAUAAUAUCCCUUAAAACUCCAACUCCCAUGGCCCAAUGUAUGUUCUCAUCUUUUUAUUCCUAGUUCUUUUAAUUGUUUAAUUUUACAUGUUAAUUUUGAUUGAUAUGUACACGAAGUAGCAUAAGGAAUCGAUUGUAAAGCAGUUUAUUUUUUCCAGGAACAAGUAACCAUUGUAUAAUUUUGUAUAUUUAAACGUUGUACAUAUACUCUUUCAUCACUUCCAUGACAGGUGACAGAAUUUGACA
Messenger RNA from Mangifera indica (mango), 1384 nucleotides. RefSeq names its product plastid-lipid-associated protein 6, chloroplastic. Bases 245 to 1117 code for a protein of 290 amino acids. The record is from RefSeq and is a predicted model, not a curated record. Lineage: Eukaryota; Viridiplantae; Streptophyta; Magnoliopsida; Sapindales; Anacardiaceae. The transcript has 4 exons.